AAAGCUUGACUGAUGUGGAGGGUAAAGUCUAUCUGAAACGCUUGAUCCGAUUCAUUGAAAAAGAAUAUAAACAGACUAUAAAAAAUCGUGAAAGAAUGGUUACAAGUAAAGCAGUUUCAUAUGAAAUGUUAUGGGUAUUCUAUACUGAAAAUUUGGACAUAUGGUAUCGCUGUGCGAUGUCUGGUCAGCAGGUUGGAGGCAUUAUUACCUCGACUCAACAAUUUGAACACCCGCAAUAUUGUUUUAGAGUAUAUAUUGAUGUGAUAGAAUAUGAUGGUGUUGGAUUUAAACAUUGCAAAUUAGAGCGCGAUAUUGACAAGUUUGACGGUGAAGUGAGCUUUUCCGAUUUGCCUGUUGUCCCAUUUGAACAUUCCACUGCUCAAGACUUCCUCAAGGAAAGCAUAAUUGCAAACGGAAAACAGUUUUUUGAGCUGUCCUCAGGACACCACUUUAUGAGUUAUGAGGGUCCGUUGGUGCGCGAGAGAAACUUGCGAAUAGAGAAAUUUAAAGCUGAUGGCCGUGUAAUGAUUGAUCUCCAAAGUUUUGCUACUAUGAAUCCCGAUUAUAAUAUGGGAAAUUCUAAACCGCCAAAUAAGUGCGAUGUUAAGAUGCUCAAAGAAAAGAAUACUUAUAUUAAAACGAAUGAACUUCAUAAGGAUUCUAAUUAUUUUCUUGCAUCUGCUUUAGUAUAUGGAUUUAGUUUUAGUGUGAAGGAAUGGGGCUUGUUUGAAGUUUCUAAAUUUUCCGAUAUUGUAUUUGAUAUUGAUGCCCUUGAUCAUGUUGUAAUGGCUCAAAAUAAAAAAAAAAUGCUCGAAGGGUUAGUGAGUCAAUCUGGUGAUCCAAUACGAAAUAUUAAUGAUCAACUUGAUAAUAGUCUAGAUCAAUCUAUGAAAUCUUUAGAUCCUAUUGCAAAUAAGGGUAAUGGCUGUAUUUUUCUAUGUUAUGGACCACCUGGUACUGGGAAAACUUUAACUGCUCAAAGCGUUGCAGAAUAUCUAAGAUUACCACUAUGGGUACUCACUGUACGUGAACUUGGAUCAUCUCCCGAAUC
Molecule: messenger RNA, 1051 nt
Organism: Scutellospora calospora
Lineage: Eukaryota; Fungi; Glomeromycota; Glomeromycetes; Diversisporales; Gigasporaceae
Source: the annotation of a GenBank genome assembly